Messenger RNA from Scleropages formosus (Asian bonytongue), 1455 nucleotides. RefSeq names its product prostaglandin reductase 2 (gene ptgr2). The transcript is spliced from 10 exons. Gene Ontology annotation, biological process: prostaglandin metabolic process. NCBI's taxonomy places the organism in Eukaryota, Metazoa, Chordata, Actinopteri, Osteoglossiformes, Osteoglossidae. Bases 107 to 1153 code for a protein of 348 amino acids. The record is from RefSeq and is a predicted model, not a curated record. Gene Ontology annotation, molecular function: 15-oxoprostaglandin 13-reductase [NAD(P)+] activity.
UUACACUUAGCUCCGUGCUAGACAAGUGAACAAAGAAGAAGAAGAAGAAGAAUUGGACUGCGGAAAGUAGCUGUCGCAGGGCCAGCAGCGCGGUAUCCCUUGUGAAAUGGUUCAAGUUCGACGAGUGGUAUUGAAUUCCCGACCGGGGAAGAACGGAGAAGCUGUCCCAGAAAAUUUUCGCGUUGAAGACUUUAACCUCUCAACGGAACUGGAACCGGGACAGGUGUACGUCCGCACCCUCUACCUGUCCGUGGACCCCUACAUGAGGUGUCGUAUGAACGAAGACACUGGGACAGAUUACCUUUUGCCAUGGCAGCUCUCGGAGUGUGUGGAUGGCGGUGGUGUUGGUGUGGUGGAAUCCAGCAGACAUGACUCCUUCUCAAAGGGUGACACAGUGACAUCUUUCAACUGGCGCUGGCAAACAUACGACGUGCUGGAUGGGAGCAAGCUCCAAAAGCUAGACCCUCAGCUGGUGAAUGGACACCUGUCCUACUUCCUGGGUGCAGUGGGCAUGCCUGGUCUCACGGCCCUGCUGGGCAUUAGGGAGGACGGUCAUGUGACUCCUGGGUCCAAUCUGACAAUGGUGGUCAGCGGAGCUGCCGGGGCUUGUGGGUCAUUUGCUGGGCAGAUUGGUCGCUUGGAAGGCUGCAGCAGAGUGGUGGGGAUCUGCGGGUCGGAUCAGAAGUGCCAGGUUCUGGUGUCAGAGCUCGGCUUCUCUGGGGCUGUGAACUACCGCUGUGGGGAUUUGACGGCUGCGCUGAAGAAACACUGUCCACGUGGGGUGGAUGUUUACUUUGACAACGUGGGGGGUUCCAUCAGCGACGCAGUCAUAGCACAGAUGAACCAGGGAGGUCAUGUGAUCCUCUGUGGACAGAUCUCACAGUACAACAAGGAUGUGCCCUACCCUCCUCCUGUACCCCCAGAGACCCAGGAAGUACUACGUAGCAAAAAUAUCAUCAGGGAAAGGUUUACAGUUCUGAACUACAUGGACAAGUAUGAAGCUGGCCUCCUACAACUAAGUCAGUGGGUAAAAGCAGGACAGAUCAAAGUGUUGGAGACUGUUGCAAAUGGAAUAGAGAACAUGGGAGUGGCCUUUCACUCCAUGAUGACAGGGGGGAAUAUUGGAAAGCAGAUAGUGAAGAUAUCAGACUGAACCUGUCCUGGAUCUUUUCUUCAACAUGUUAUUGUUGGAAUGGCAGUGGUGUACUUUACACAGCAGUGUCCAAAACAGUUUCUCUAGAGUCUAAUAAUCAAUAAAAGUAGAACAUAACUGAAAUGUAAAUGUACGGUUGUCAAAAGUUGCUAAUGAAAUGUUCUAUAUGAUCUGGAUUUUAAUAAAACCCCUAUACUAAACUGAAAUCUAAAGAAGCUCUAUCAUAUUAAGAGCCUUGGGUCAAACAUUAAAUUUAGAUACCUUGGGCACAUGUUUCAACUGGGAUGAAUGUAUUUCAACUU